Vicugna pacos (alpaca) is the source of this 2142-nucleotide messenger RNA. Lineage: Eukaryota; Metazoa; Chordata; Mammalia; Artiodactyla; Camelidae. The record is from RefSeq and is a predicted model, not a curated record.
CGGGGCUGAGCUAGGGGCCGGUUGUCGCGGGCCGACCUAGUUCCCACCGGGCGCUCCCCGAGCGUGGGGUCGGGACAGAGUGUCGCCGAUGGGCGAGGAGCGAUCUUCUCUCCCCAUUCCUACUUCCUACUCUUUCAGCCGACCCAGGGACUGUAUUUUGGGGUAGAGAAAGCAGAGAGAUUGUCCUUCCCAUCCAGGCCCGGGGCCUGGCUCUUCCGGCCUCGGGAGGACGGGUGCGGGGAAGGGCCGAGCGCACCCUCCAGCAGGCCCAAGAAAACGGACGAACCCUUCCCCGCUCUUAGAUUUUUUAACUUUCCCUCACUGCCCGGCCCCAUCUCUCCAUGCUCUGGACUCGAGGCUCCCAUGCGCACGCCUCGAGGCUGAGUGCUGGAGUCGGGGGCGUAGGAGGGCGGCUCAGACGUUUGAUCUUUGGGUCCCCGGGGCCAAACCGGGCGCCUACACUGAAGAGGUGCACAGUAAUCUCCUGUGGUGAGGGUGAGGAAUGGCGUUGGGCCAUCAUUACCCACUAACCGAUGGAUAACUAUCCCAGUUUCCUUCCUAUUCCCAGAGUGACCUCUGGCAGGUCACCUCACCUUUGUGAGCAUCGGUGUCCCAAUGGCAAAGUGGAGCUGACAGUAAUUGCUUUAAAAGAACUGAAGCUACAAGAUGGCUGACCAGGACCCUGGGGGCAUUAGCCCCCUCCAACAAAUGGUGGCCUCAGGCACUGGGGCUGUGGUCACCUCCCUCUUCAUGACCCCUCUGGACGUGGUGAAGGUCCGCUUGCAGUCUCAGCGCCCCUCCGUAGCCCGUGAGCUAACGCCUCCCGCCAGACUCUGGAGCCUCUGCUACACCAAAUUGCCCUCCUCUCUCCAAUCCACAGGGAAGUGCCUCCUGUACUGCAGUGGUGUCCUAGAGCCCCUGUACCUGUGCCCAAAUGGUGCCCGCUGUGCCACCUGGUUUCAGGACCCGACUCGCUUCACUGGCACCAUGGAUGCCUUUGUGAAGAUUGUGAGACAUGAGGGCACCAGGACCCUGUGGAGUGGCCUCCCAGCCACCCUGGUGAUGACUGUACCAGCGACUGCCAUCUACUUCACCGCCUAUGACCAACUCAAGGCCUUCCUGUGUGGUAGAGCUCUGACCUCUGACCUCUAUGCACCUAUGGUGGCCGGUGCAUUAGCCCGCCUGGGCACGGUGACUGUGAUCAGUCCCCUGGAGCUGGUGCGGACAAAGCUGCAGGCUCGACAUCUGUCGUACCGGGAGCUGGGCACCUGUUUCCGAGCUGCUGUGGCUCAGGGCGGCUGGCGCUCGCUGUGGCUGGGCUGGGGUCCCACUGCCCUUCGGGAUGUGCCCUUCUCAGCCCUGUACUGGUUCAAUUAUGAGCUGGUGAAGAGCUGGCUGAGUGGGCUCAGGCCAAAGGACCAGACCUCCGUGGGCAUCAGCUUUGUGGCUGGCGGCAUCUCAGGGAUGGUGGCGGCCACCCUAACUCUACCCUUCGAUGUGGUGAAGACUCAACGCCAGGUUGCUCUGGGAGCCAUGGAGGCAGUGAGAGUGAUGCCCCCGCACACUGACUCCACCUGGCUGCUGCUGCGGAGGAUCCAGGCCGAGUCAGGCACCAGGGGACUCUUUGCAGGCUUCCUCCCGAGGAUCAUCAAGGCUGCCCCGUCCUGUGCCAUCAUGAUCAGCACCUAUGAGUUCGGCAAAAGCUUCUUCCAGAGGCUCAACCAGGAACAGCCUCUGGGCCCCUGAAAGGAGAAGGAAACAAGGACCUCCUCUCUUCCGUGGAUGGGGGUGGGGCAGGAGGAGACUGAGCCAAGUGCCUUUUCCUCAGCACUGCGGGGAGGGGCCUCCUUUCUCUUUCCUUUCAGCCCUGAGCCCUGGGGGGAGGGGGCUGCCCCUCUGGGCCCCACCCACCCUCCUCAGACCACUUUUUUCCUGCUGCUCCCCAGCCCCAAGAAUCAUCACUCCUUCCCCCCAAGUUCAAGACCAAAUCUGCUAACUACUGCCCCCCCCCCAAUUUACCUGUACGUUGCUGUAGCUGGGCCUUGCCCCCAGGAGCCACAAAACCCUGGGCCUGGCAUAGUCUGCACCCACUCCUGUUAAUUCCUUGAGUCUAAAGAUGGUAAACUGUUCUCCAGUGCCUGU